This is a messenger RNA of Lasiosphaeria miniovina, 964 nucleotides long. RefSeq lists its product as uncharacterized. The record is from RefSeq and is a predicted model, not a curated record. Bases 84 to 647 code for a protein of 187 amino acids. NCBI's taxonomy places the organism in Eukaryota, Fungi, Ascomycota, Sordariomycetes, Sordariales, Lasiosphaeriaceae. The transcript has 3 exons.
CACAGCAACACACGUGGCAUCACUUGUAACAUGGAAACUCCGGCGGUCACUGAGACUGCUUGACCCGAUGCAGUCUCAACCUGAUGCUGUGUUCCUCUGAGACAUGUUGGCGUAGUCCCUGGAUUAUGCCGAGCGCCUUCACAAGUUCGGUCAUCUAUCCGCCCCACCCCCCUUUUCAUUUUGGCGUAUUACACUUUCCCGCCCCAGUGAUCCCUAGACCUGGCUUCUAUCCUGAGGAUCACAAAACCUCUUGUCUACUGGAAGUGACAUCAUUUUGUUUCAGACCCUUCGCGCUUCAAAGCGCCGAGCAAGUCACCCAUCUGUGCAUGUCGUGUCUAGAAAUGCUGCACGUGGUCUGGCAUCGUACAGCUUGGAUUCAGAGAUGCCUUGGCUUUCUCGUGUUCCAGAUCCCUUCUAUUAUAUUAGUGACGUCGACAUCCUGCUCAUACCAUGCCCGAACUCUUUCGGAAGCAGAGAAGAACUGCCGCCGUGUUGAUCAUCGAGUAGCCGACAUUCUAUGUCAAUCUGCCGAUAUCGCCAAACCACCGACAUGCAAGUGUCACGCAGUUUGCUCCUGGAAGGCGGUGCAACGCUAUAUAGAGGGUAGAGUAGCCUCAGGAGGACAACCCGGGGCCCCUGUCCGGUAAAAUACUCGUAGUGGCCCACCCUGCUUGGACAAUGGUCGGAGGGGACCUUGGCGAGGUUAUACAAGGUGCUCUACUGAACCGGCGAUAAGUUACGAGAUAACAGUCUAUGCCACGACAGGGAGUUUAUUUGCAUGCGUUGUGCUGCGGCCGGUUUCGUGAUUUGGAGCGCCUAGAUAACACUGUGUUUGUGAGCAGAGGAUAUCGGCCACGGUAGGCAAGGGAAUAGAGGGGACCGUUUGUAAAGUUUAGACUCGCAGCAAGCCUCUCGGUAGUACGUUGGUAGAGGUAGAAGAUAGGAAAUAAAAAAUACCCUUCGG